AAAAAUAAACCUGAAUUUUUUUGGAGUACUUUUAAUUAACGAAAUAAUUUGUUUAAAUAAUCAAUCGUUACUAUGGAUGACGUACUAGAUGAAGUAGUUUCACCUGAUGAUUUAAAGAAAUUCGAAAUAAAAUAUAAUCAAGAAUUAAAAUUAUCAAGUGUCACACAACAAGUACAAUUUGAGUAUUCAUGGUGUCUUGUUAGAAGUAAAUAUCCAGCUGACAUAAGAAAAGGUAUUUAUCUUCUUGAAGAUUUGUGUAAAAACCAUGCUGCCACAAAAAGGGAUUGCAUCUAUUACUUGGCCAUUGGAAAUGCUAGAAUCAAGGAAUAUAAUAAAGCAUUGAAGUACGUGAAAGCCUUCCUCGAUAUUGAACCUGGAAAUUUACAAUUACAACAACUUGAAAAAUCAAUUAAACAACGAAUGCGAAAAGAGGGUCGUAAAGGUCUAGCUGUUGCAAGUGGUGUUGGUCUUGCAGUUGGUCUUGCUGGUGUGGUAAUUAUCAAGGCAUUAACAAGAAGCUAGAUGUCUUGAAUAUUUUGAUAAAAAUUAAAUUAAUAAACAAAGAGAAACGUGAUAUAUUACAAAAAAUCUGACUAUUUUUUUCCAAAUACUAAAUUUAAAGUAAUAAUAUUUCUAUCAAGUGAUUUUUUUUUCUAUCGUCUUUGUAUUUAAUCUGUACAAAUUUAUCAAUUUUUAUUUUACUAUUAACUAACAAAAACGUGUAUAAAAUAGUUAAAUAAAAUAAAAGAAAAAAAAAUGAUUAUUUUUUCAAA
Molecule: messenger RNA, 773 nt
Organism: Aphidius gifuensis
Lineage: Eukaryota; Metazoa; Arthropoda; Insecta; Hymenoptera; Braconidae
Product: mitochondrial fission 1 protein-like
Exons: 4
Coding region: 73-522 (149 amino acids)
Biological process (GO): peroxisome fission; mitochondrial fission; autophagy of mitochondrion
Cellular component (GO): mitochondrial outer membrane; peroxisomal membrane
Molecular function (GO): protein binding
Source: RefSeq, a predicted model, not a curated record